Messenger RNA from Rubroshorea leprosula, 1211 nucleotides. The record is from the annotation of a GenBank genome assembly. Lineage: Eukaryota; Viridiplantae; Streptophyta; Magnoliopsida; Malvales; Dipterocarpaceae.
AUUGUUACAGUUUGAGCCUGAUUCAUGCUCUGUUUUUUCAACUAGGGUUCCCAAAUUUCUUUAAUUUCCGGGACUGCAUGUUAGUUAUGUUGGUUUUUGCUUAGCAUUUCAUCUGUCUUAUUGGUACUAAUCAUGUAUCAUGUGCGUCGAAUUCAAAGAGACAAAGAACCAAAGUGCAAUAUUGAGAAGAAAGUUCUGCUUGAUGGGAAAUUUCUGGGAUACAGAACAGAGACUUUUGUUACUGGACCUGAAUGGAGUCUUCGGAGGAAAAGGGUGAAAGAGGCUCUUAAAGUUUUCAGGGAAAAUCUCAAUAAGAUCUCAGGAGAACGGAGAAAGAAACACCAAGGUGAGAGUCACUGGAGUGAUCAUCUGAAGGCAGCCAAACUGACCCAGUGUGUUAAUGAAAACAAGCAAUUUGGCCAUAUUCCAGGAAUUAGAAUUGGAGAUUCCUUUUUAUAUAGAGCUGAACUGAAAAUUAUUGGCCUUCAUUGUCAGUUCUUAAAUGGUAUAGAUUAUAUAAAGUUGCCAAAUGGGAAAACUUUAGCCACCAGCAUUGUUGAUUCUGGGCGAUAUGCCAAUGAUGUGGGUCCUUCUCACACACUGAUAUACUGUGGACAUGGUGGAAAUCCAAAUGCUACUGGCAAGGGCAAGCUUAAUGAUCAAAAGCUUGAAUUUGGAAACCUUGCAUUGAAGGGUAGCAUGGAAGAAAAGGUUCCGGUGAGGGUGAUUCGAAAGUUCCAGGGAAAGAACUCCCAGGACUACAAGUAUGUCUAUGAUGGGUUGUACGUUGUGGAUACCUUCUGGCAGGAAAGAGGAGAAUUUGGCAAACUCAUUUUCAAGUUUCUGUUGAAAAGAAUUCCUGGCCAACUGGAGCUUAAUUGGGGAAAGUUCCUGAACUAAACUGACUAGUCAAGUUGCCAGAGGUUUAGCAACUUCUUUUGUUAGCAGUAAUAUUCAAGCCAAGGGAGGUGCAGUUUUUUCUGGAGGUUUCUAUGGAAUCUAACUUUUUGUAGGAGUUCUGAGGACAUUAGAAUCUGCGUCCUUGAAAUGUUUUGCGUCUUGUAAGUAUUCCUACUUGAAUGCUUGAUGGAUGAAUGACUAUGCUGUAUACAUAUGACAUGAUGAUACUUACAAAGUUGUCAGCCAAGUUAGAAAGUUAGAUGUUGAUCAAGUGAUAGAAAUGAUGUAUAUUCUAUCUUUCAAAAUAUUAU